UCGUCUUCAAGGUGGAAGCAAUGUCUGUUCUGGACAGUUGGAAGUGGAAGAGGACGAAGGUGUUUGGAAACCUGUAUGCCAAAGCCAAUACAAGCUGAACAAAUCAAGGGAUGAUCUGUGCUCAUACAUGCGGUGUGGCAAAAGUCACAGUCAGGAAAACCUGGUCUGUGACAGUUCCAAAAACAUCUCACUGGAUUGUACAGACAAAGUCAACAUAUCCCUGUUGACAGAUGACCAAAGCCAGAAUGUCAAUCAUUGUUUUGGGUCAGUACACUUCAACCACUCUGGCACCCUGGAGGCUGUGUGUUCUACUAGUUGGGAUAAGAAGGAUGGACGGGUCGUGUGCCGGGAGUUGGGUUGUGGAGAAGUUGUGUCAGUCAGCUCUGGGAGUAAACUCCAGAGAGGUGGAAUGCACGACCAUGUAGAUUGCAAAGACUCUGAGGCUUCACUGUGGCACUGUCUGGCCAAGCAUUAUAACACCUCAACCUCAUGCAGGAAAGCCAGUGUCAUCUGCUCAGGUAGUGUGAAAGUGCGUUUGUCAGAUGGCCCUGGGAGGUGUGCUGGAAGAGUAGAGAUUCAGCAUGAAGGGGUGUGGAAGAGCGUCCGUAAAAGCAACUGGAAUGAUCAAAACUCUAGAGUGAUCUGCAAUCAACUGAUUUGUGGUGAUGCUUUGGCUGAUACUGAUUCCUUCAUUCAAGGAACGAGUCAAGUAUUGAACAAUGAGGUGACCUGUACUAGUGACUCUAAAUCUAUCUCUAACUGUAUCAAGCCAACCAACAAACGGCAACAACAGGAUAAAAACAAGAUGGUAAUCUGCCAAGAGCAUGCGGUGGUGUUUCUGAUGGGGGUCUGCUCUGGCAAGGUGGGCAUAGAGCAAGCUGGGAAGACUUACUGGCUGUCUGGGUCUAACGCCACUUUUGAUCGUAAAACUGCCAUGGUGGUGUGUCAACAGAUGGACUGUGGGAAUGCUACCUCAUUUACCUUUGAAUCCACUAGUGGAACCACUGAUUUGUGGAAAUACUCUUACAACUGCCUGGAAAGGGAAGAAUCCCUUUUUGACUGCGAGCAGAGUGAGCGUCUGUCAAACCACAGUAUAGUAGUCUCUGUCGUCUGCUCAGGUAGUAAAACAGUAAGCCUGAAAGUUGACACUAAAGGCAAGGGGGAAUGCUGGGGAAAGGUGGAUGUGUGCCUCAACGGAGUGUGUGGAGGUGUUUGUGAGGAUGCCUGGACGGAUAAUGACUCCGACAUGUUGUGUAAAGACUUGGGUUGUGGAUCAGCCAUCUAUCCUCUAUCCUACCUGAGAAAAUCACAAUCAGCUUUAGACAAAAUCACCAUCAGCAGUGUGCACAGUACCCAGCAGACAACGAACAUCAGUCAGUGCAACAUGGUGAAAAACGUUGACCAGUCUUACUGUAAGGACAAGCCAGCCUACGUGGUUUGCUCAGGGAGUGUCAAGGCCAAGCUAAUGGAGCAUAGAGAGAGAUGCUCGGGCAACGUACAGAUGUUAUACCAAGGAAAUUGGAACCCUGUCUGUGAGACUGCCCUAAAGAACAAAGAUGUCCAAAACACUAUCUGCCGAGAGCAGGGUUGUGGACAUGGUGUCAAACCUCUCUUGUUCUUUGGCCCUUCAUCUGCAAACAGUGGUGCUGUUGUGUCAGGCCUCACCUGUAGUGCAAACAGCAAUUCUUCGGCAGAGUGCACAGCUAUGACCAACAACCAACAAUGUCGUCUCGGUGGUGUCCAAUGCUCUGAAUGGAGGAGAAUGGUGUUGAAGCUAGGGAAAGGGGCUUGUGAAGGGUACGUGUUUGUAUACAGUGAAGCAGACAGUCGGCCUGUCAGCAGCGAUGGUUGGACUGAGACAGAGAGCAAGGUUUUGUGCAAAGACUUGGGCUGUGGAGCCUACAUCAAACAUACUGUUAAGGAAAAGGCAGAUUAUCAUGAUCUCUUGUGGGGGAAGAAGUACAGCUGUGAAGGGGAGACAAAAAGCAUCUGGGACUGUGAACUUAACGACAGGCCCUCUCAAAACCAGUCGAUCUACUUACAGUGCCAAGAUGAUCUCACAGCAAGCCUGGGAGAAACAGGUAACUGCUAUGGGCAGGUGAGGUUAAAUAACUUGCCCGUGUGUUAUGAUAACUGGGAUGACAGUCACUCCAAAAUAGCAUGUCAAGAGCAGCAGUGUAGCAACAGCAUCUCAUUCGAAAAAAUCAACAGAGGAAGUGGAGGUGAUGCACAUUUCGUCAGCUGCAUUGGCUCGGAGUCCAAUCUCGGGCAGUGCAAAACAAGAAGAGGAAAGUGUGGUAGUGGAUUGGUUUCUGUGUCCUGUGCAGGUGGUGUGAAAUUCAAUUCAACUCAGAAAUGUGGAGGGAAAAUUAAGAUACUUUAUCGAGGCACCUGGGAGUCGGUAUGUCUACCGAAUAUGUUCUCACGCGGAGGUGAAUUACUUUGCGAGGAGCUAAGAUGUGGCUAUCCUCAACUUCUCCCACGGGAACAGAUUGAACAGUCAGAAGAGGAAAAAGAAGGACAAAUAAUACCAGAGACAUCUCUCGAAUGUUCCCAGGAGAAUCAGAACUUACAGAACUGCGUCAUCAAGAAGAAUGAAUGUAAAAAACCUGGUGUAAUCUACUGUGAAGGUUAUCCAAUCAAAGUGCCCAUUCCCCCGAUCCCCAUCAACUUGUAUGUUGGUCUUUCCCUCGGACUGUUGUCUCUGGUCAUGGUCGUUGCCCUCUGUCUCUUCCUGCGGAGACGAUUUGUAACCAGGUUCAAGUCGAGAUUCUCAAUGAGAAAAGAGUCUGCUUUUGAGAGUGGAGACUAUGAUGACGUAGAGACCAACGGAAGUGAACUAUUCGGACCAAUGGAAAUGAGAGAUUUGAAAUGCCACGAAUCAGAGAGUGGCGGAGACAAGGAGAAUGGCCGGCGAAGUGCUGCGUCUUCCCUGUCUUAUGACGACAUUGCUGAGGAGGUCCCAGCUCAACCAUUAUCCAGUGGAGAAGAUGGAACCAGUAGCCCAGGCCCAGGUGUUGGACCUUCUGCUACCCACGAACAUGUUACCUACGAGGUGGAGGAAGAUCAACAGGAGAGCUACGAUGAUGUGGUGUCAAUGAUCACGCCAGCUGAGAUCAGAGAGGAGAUUGCAGAGGUCCAUGAGAGACCCAAGGGCCUGGCGAUCCAUGAUGACGAGGAUUACCUGGAGCCUGAUGGCUAGAAGUGAGCAACAUGGAGGCUUGACAUGAUCUGUUGUCUAACAGAACUAUGAGAGGUGAUUAUGGUGUGUUGAUGAUAUGGUUUAAAUUGGCACUAUGCAUCAUUGAAUGAUAUACAUAAUUGUUUCUACUUUAUGAAGGAAUUAGCCAGUAAUUUAUAUAACUUUAAUCGUGUCAUGUAAAAUUACUACUUUAUGGUUGAUUGAA
This is a messenger RNA of Salvelinus namaycush (lake trout), 3407 nucleotides long. Its product is annotated as antigen WC1.1. The record is from RefSeq and is a predicted model, not a curated record. The transcript is spliced from 13 exons. Bases 128 to 3202 code for a protein of 1024 amino acids. NCBI's taxonomy places the organism in Eukaryota, Metazoa, Chordata, Actinopteri, Salmoniformes, Salmonidae. Gene Ontology annotation, cellular component: membrane.